Molecule: messenger RNA, 686 nt
Organism: Hibiscus syriacus
Lineage: Eukaryota; Viridiplantae; Streptophyta; Magnoliopsida; Malvales; Malvaceae
Product: multiprotein-bridging factor 1b-like
Exons: 4
Coding region: 77-505 (142 amino acids)
Cellular component (GO): nucleus
Molecular function (GO): DNA binding
Source: RefSeq, a predicted model, not a curated record
CCCAAUCUCUUUCACUCCCAAAAAACAAAUCUUUGAAUUCCAGUCCUUUUAAUUUCAUCCAACAAAAGGAAGCUCAAUGGCCGGAAUAGGACCUCUAACUCAAGACUGGGAGCCCGUCGUUAUUCGCAAAAAAGCCCCUAACGCCGCCACCAACAAGGAUGAGAAAGUCGUCAACGCCGCUCGUCGUGCCGGUGCCGAGAUCGAAUCCGUCAAAAAAUCAAAUGCUGGGACGAACAGGGCAGCAUCUAGUAGUACUUCUCUCAAUACAAGGAAGCUUGACGAGGAAACUGAAAACCUUGCACAUGACCGAGUGCCAACUGAACUGAAGAAAGCCAUUAUGCAGGCUCGAAUGGACAAGAAACUUACCCAGGCUCAACUUGCACAGUUGAUAAAUGAGAAACCCCAGAUCAUACAAGAGUACGAAUCCGGAAAAGCCAUUCCUAAUCAACAGAUAAUUGGUAAACUCGAGAGGGCCCUUGGUACGAAGCUGCGAGGAAAGAAGUGAGACAGGCUGUUUUCUUGUAGAAACAAGAACUAGAACAAUCAAAUAUCUACCAGUAUCUUCGAGUCAUAAAACUUAUGGAGUGUAAAUGAAUGUUUCUCUACCAUCAUGGUUUGCUUGUAAGUACAAUCUUUGUGUGGUGACUGUAUGACUAUGAAAAUGAAGUGUGUUUCUUUGACUGUUA